AUGCUUUAUGAGGCGUUUAGAUCAAUUCGCUGGCAUAUCGGGCAAAUCAAUCAGUUCGAUGUGUAUCGUAAUAAUUCGACACUUUCACUUCAUAAUGAUUACGUUUACAAGUUUGCGUUACCGUUUGAGAAAGUGGACGAUCCAGUUGGAAUGACACUGUUUGUACAACGAAAUUGGUAUCAUUCAAUCACAGUUUCUGUAGGAUAUUUCAUUUUGAUCAAACUUAUCCAGCGAUUCAUGCAAUAUCGUCAAGCAUUCAAUCUGAGAACACCACUCUUUCUAUGGAACGUUUCUUUGGCGGUGUUCAGUUUAAUUGGUUUCAUUCGAUUCACAGAGGAUGUAAUCUAUAGUGUCGCUCAUUUGGGAAUGUAUCGCUCACUGUGCUAUACGGUCCAUCCGAAAAGUGUGGCUGCUUUUUGGGCUUUAUUGUUUGGCCUAUCGAAGAUUGUCGAACUUGGCGAUACGCUAUUCAUUGUGUUGAGGAAGAAGCCGCUGAUAUUUUUGCAUUACUAUCAUCAUGCUGCUAUGCUGAUCUGCUCUGCACAUACUGGUGCAGAACAUGCCGCUUCUGGCCGUUUCGUUGUAACGAUGAAUUUCUUCGUUCACUCGAUUAUGUACUCAUAUUAUGCAUCAACAGCUUACGGUUUCCGUCCACCAAAGUUUGUUAACAUCGUCUCAUUCCAUUUCGUUCGAUUGCGUUCACUUUGUCCAUUGACGAACUUGAUUAUUUACGAUGAAAUCCCAAGGAAAAGGACGUUAAAGAUCAAUCAAAAAUAG
Anisakis simplex (herring worm) is the source of this 777-nucleotide messenger RNA. The record is from the annotation of a GenBank genome assembly. Lineage: Eukaryota; Metazoa; Nematoda; Chromadorea; Rhabditida; Anisakidae.